Lasiosphaeria miniovina is the source of this 2114-nucleotide messenger RNA. RefSeq lists its product as uncharacterized. Gene Ontology annotation, biological process: regulation of DNA-templated transcription. The transcript has 4 exons. Lineage: Eukaryota; Fungi; Ascomycota; Sordariomycetes; Sordariales; Lasiosphaeriaceae. Bases 373 to 1896 code for a protein of 507 amino acids. Gene Ontology annotation, molecular function: zinc ion binding; DNA-binding transcription factor activity, RNA polymerase II-specific. The record is from RefSeq and is a predicted model, not a curated record.
CUCCAAGACUCUUGUUUCGUCGAGAUCCUACAACCUUCCACUCUCGGAUGAAGAAGGAUGCCCGAGCGCAUCAUUUUGCCUCAACCUGAUUCGCCGGCGCGGUUUGUCGCCAGAUGCGGUAUGGCGCAUACCAUAGACAACCAGGGGCUUGGGAAAACAUGCGGGUAUUUCACAGUAACACUCCCAAUUACCCGGACGGCGGCCUUGAGGAUCCCAGUCUCACAGUCGAGGGAUCCUGCCUCGUCCCUUAUUUAAGACGAGUCGUGUCCUAGUCCAAAAACGGCGAUUAUUUGCGCCAGAGCGAGCCCAGCUUAGCAAAACUCGUCUGCUCAAACUCGUCGACUACUCGCUGGUUACCUAGCUGCACACACCAUGGUCGGCGUUCCUAGCCGUUCCAAGGCCUGUUCAACAUGCAAGAGACGACGCAAGGGGUGUGACCUCGCCCGCCCCUCCUGCUCGCAGUGCCGCGGGCUCGGCAUAGAGUGCGGCGGCUACGACAGGGAUCUAAUCUUUGUCGUCAGCACUCUCGACGACAGGCCCGCUGGCCGCAGCUAUCGCUUGGAACAGCGCAACCUGCCACCGCCACCGAGCAGCAGCCAGGAGGUAACCAUCCCUCCGACGGCAGGACUCCAGCAACCGCCGUCCCUGGUGCGUGUGGCCUACGAGAGCCACUACGCGGGGCGCUUCUGGGAGGCUUACAUGCCCCGGGGCCGGCCCAUCCGGCCUGCGCUGGUCACGAGCUACAUAUGCAACUGGACGACCCUUGCGCAGAGGCUGUACGAUGCCGACGAGGCCUUGCGGUUUGCGUUUCUUGCCAACUGCCUCUGUCAUGCUGCGAGGAGAGUCGACGGGGAUUGUGAGGCUAGCGCGCCGUCGAUGGAGGUUGAGGGCCGUCGCAUGUACGGGAGGGCGCUGGCCAGCUUGAAGAGGUCGCUUUCUAGGAAUCCGGAAUCGAACGUGGCUGCGGUGAUUGCGGCGAAACUGUUGAGUAAUUUCGAGAUGUUUUUUAGUUCCGAAAAACAGGCCUUUCUCGAAUCGCGAGGCUGGGAGCAGCACCAUGCCGGAGAGACAGCACUCUUGGUCGCCUGCGGCCCUGCUGGAUGUUCACGCGGCAGUUCCCACGAAAUCUUUAUUGACGACCGUGUAGAUCUACUUCUCUCGGCCAUCAAAGCCCGCAAGAAAUCGCCUUUGAGCACUGACGAAUGGAAAACACAACCGUGGUCCGAGACUCCCAAGAACCUCAAAGAUGUCCUCGUCGACGUCUUGAUACACAUGCCCGGCCUUCUCGAGGAGUUUGACCACAUGCGCCUCUGUCAAGACGAAAACAAAAAAGCGAGGCGCCGGCAGCGCCUUCUUGCUCGGUGCAGCAUCUACCAAGGGGAGCUUCAGAAGUGGAAGGCUAUUGUGUGUCCGGCAGGUGAGAUGGACGUGUCUUGCCUGGGCCGAGCUGAGCCGACUCAAGGCAAUGUUGCCAUAGUUCAUGGCCUCACCCUCUACUGGACCACGUGCAUCCUGCUCUACACGACGCAGCAACUCGCGUCUGGACCUGAGCCCGUGCUGCCGGCCCACGCUGACCCAGCCAUCUACAUCCGCAACAUUGUCGAUACAGUACCGCUUCUGUUAAGGCGCAAAGCUGGCUUGUACGGUCAGCACGCAGCCAUCUUGCCACUGGCGGUGGCGUUGCAGUACGCACUGGCGCUUGGAAGCCCCAUGGACGAGCUGCGGGAGAGGUUAAUGGGUAUUUUGGCGGAGCCUUCGGGUGCGCUGGUCAGACCCUUUCUCAUUGGCUAUGAUUUCAACUCGAGAGAGAGCGGGGACUUGGAUACAAUGAAGGAGAAGGCUCGACAAUGGGCUGGAACCACAUGGUUGUGGAUGAAGUUACGAAUGAUGGACUAGUUUGCCCAGUUUCGUGCGUCAAAAUUGUGCCAUCAAAUGUGCUGGCUUGCCUCCGAGGAAAUAGGUGAGGCCGUGUGAUGAGUACGGAGGUCACAGGAGAACAAAGGACCUGUUCUUGGCACUUGUAACAGUAUCUCAUUGAAAGUGGCCAGCAGUCGUUCCGGUGACAUUGUUGAGAGCAUAAAUAGGUGCCGGUUGGAAAUAAAAUUCUUGUGAAC